This is a messenger RNA of Peromyscus eremicus (cactus mouse), 3429 nucleotides long. It is a transcript of the gene Twnk, whose product is annotated as twinkle mtDNA helicase. Gene Ontology annotation, biological process: mitochondrial DNA replication. The coding region runs from base 611 to 2665 and encodes 684 amino acids. Gene Ontology annotation, molecular function: ATP binding; single-stranded DNA binding; 5'-3' DNA helicase activity. The record is from RefSeq and is a predicted model, not a curated record. Gene Ontology annotation, cellular component: mitochondrion. The transcript has 5 exons. Lineage: Eukaryota; Metazoa; Chordata; Mammalia; Rodentia; Cricetidae.
CCGGGGGAGUUUUGCUUCCGAGGUCACAGCGCGUGGCGCGUGCGGGUGACCCACGUUGCGGACAGGAGGGUGGAAAAGGGGGUAGUGACGCGAGUCUGGGGCGGGAGCGUGGAGUUCCCGGAGCGGAGGGUAGAACCCGGGAGGCAGGGAGAGGACUGGGCCUCAGCUCGUGACCUCUGGCUGUGGGCAGGGGCCCAGUGAGUGCUAGGAGCGGAGGGGAACGCCCGGCGUUGAGGUUCAGCCAGGAUGCGCAGGGCUGUAGAGAUGAGGGUGGCGAGGAGAGGCCGUGGAGGGGAGGUAGGGGUGAGGAGAUGAUCGAGAGAAGCCGUUUAGAUUGAGGGACCGGAGAGGUCCAAGAAGUGAGCUGGUGGAGAGAAGCUGAAAAGGCCCUAGAGAGGGGCGGAGACGUGAAAGGGUCGUGCGGAUGUGCAGAGAUGUAGAGUAGCAAGCCAAGGGAGUAAGGAAGGGUUUCGUAAGGGAGACAUUUGAGAAGAGAGAGAAGCCAACUCUAGUGAGUGCCCCCUGGAAGGUUCCUACGGUCUGGCCUAGUGAAGGGCACCAAACCAGAUACCAGAAGUUUUGGAGGAGGCAUCCCACCACUCCAUUAGGAAUGUGGCUCCUACUCCGAUGUGCGUAUCCCCUCCGGACCUUGCUGCCACUGCGAGGGGUGUGGGUGGGUCGGAGGGGCUUGCCCCGAAGCUUGGCUCCAGGCCCUCCUCGCAGAAGGUACAGGAAGGAAGCUCUCCCAGCCUUAGAGGUGCCAGUGUCGCCUGUGACUACAACUGAAAUCCGCCAGUACUUAAGGGCGCAUGGGAUCCCGUUCCAGGAUGGCCACAGCUGUCUUCGAGCACCAAGCCCCUUUGUUGAGUCCUCAGACAUCAAAAAUCAGAAGGAUUCUACCGCUUCCUUCUGCCUCUUCAUUGACAAGACCACAGGACACUUCCUCUGCAUGACUAGCCUAGCAGAAGGGAGCUGGGAAGACUUCCAGGCCAGUGUGGAGGGACGAGGGGAUGGGACCAAAGAGGGAGUCCUGCUUACUGUGGGCCCGGAAGCCGAGGACAGGGAGGAGGUCCUGAGAAUCUGGAACCGAUCUAUACCUCUCUGGGAGCUGCCUGACCCUGAGGAAGCCAGGCUGGCUCGAGUGAUGUUUGGCCUUACCAAGGUGACAGAUGAUACACUCAGGAGGUUCAGUGUCCGAUAUCUUCGAUCUACUCGAAGUUUGGUGUUCCCUUGGUUCACCCCUGGGAGCACAGGAAUACGUGGCCUGAAGCUACUAGGCGCUGAAGACCAGGGGAAUGGAGUGCAGUACGUGGAGACCACCAUCCCCCGACCUGGUGCCUACCACAACCUGUUUGGAUUACCACUGAUCAGCCGUCGAGAUGCUGAGGUGGUCCUGACAAGUCGUGAGCUGGACAGCUUGGCUUUGAGCCAGUCCAUAGGGCUGCCCACCCUUUCCCUGCCCCGAGGAACGGUCUGCUUACCCCCAGCUUUACUCCCGUACCUCGAACAGUUUCGUCGGAUUGUGUUCUGGUUAGGGGAUGACCUUCGGUCCUGGGAGGCCGCCAAACUGUUUGCCCGAAAACUCAACCCCAAGCGAUGUUCUUUGGUGAGGCCUGGUAACCAGCAGCCUCGUCCCCUGGAGGCCUUAAACCAAGGCUUAAGUCUUCCUCGUAUUCUUCGGACGGCCCUUCCUGCCUGGCACAAGUCUAUUGUGUCUUUCCGUCAGCUCCGUGAGGAGGUUCUAGGAGAGCUAUCAAAUGUGGAGCAAGCAGCUGGUGUCCGCUGGAGUCGCUUCCCAGACCUCAAUCGUCUGCUGAAGGGGCAUCGGAAGGGCGAGCUGACAGUCUUUACAGGUCCAACAGGCAGUGGAAAGACAACAUUCAUCAGUGAGUAUGCCCUGGAUUUAUGUACCCAGGGGGUGAACACACUUUGGGGUAGCUUUGAGAUCAGUAACGUGAGACUAGCCCGGGUCAUGCUGACUCAGUUUGCUGUGACACGUCUGGAGGAGCAGCUGGACAAGUACGAAGAGUGGGCAGACCGCUUUGAGGACCUGCCUCUCUAUUUCAUGACUUUCCAUGGACAGCAGAGCAUCAGGUCUGUAAUAGACACAAUGCAGCAUGCUGUCUACGUCUAUGACGUUUGCCAUGUGGUCAUCGACAACCUGCAGUUCAUGAUGGGUCAUGAGCAGUUCUCCACCGACAGGAUUGCAGCUCAAGACUACAUCGUUGGAGCCUUUCGGAAGUUCGCCACAGACAAUAGCUGCCACGUGACCCUGGUUAUUCACCCACGGAAGGAGGAUGAUGACAAGGAACUGCAGACAGCAUCCAUAUUUGGCUCAGCCAAAGCAAGCCAAGAAGCAGACAACGUUCUGAUCCUUCAGGAUAGGAAGCUGGUGACUGGGCCCGGAAAACGGUACCUGCAGGUGUCCAAGAACCGCUUUGAUGGAGAUGUAGGUGUCUUCCCACUUGAGUUCAACAAGAGUUCCCUUACCUUCUCCAUCCCACCGAAGAGCAAAGCCCGACUCAAGAAGAUCAAGGAUGACAAUGGACUAGUGGCCAAAAAGUCCUCUUCUGGCAAAAGAGGUGCAGGGCACCAGAACUCUGAGACUUGCUCAGGCCAGGAUGCCAGUCCCCACCAGCCAGAGUCCUCCAAGUCCUCCAGGUGAAAGCAGUGCUUAGCUGCUUGCUCCAGUGAGCCCGAUGGACCAGGCUAACACAGACGCCUGGCCGUCCGCUGGGGCUCCUCUUCCGUAUAGUCCUGGGCUGGGUUCCAGGGUGAGGAAAUUUCACUCAGCAGCCACUGAGGACCGCCUGUAUGUAUGCUGGGUUUUCAUUUAUAUAUAUCACUGAAAAGACAAGAUCUGUUUCCAAAGAACCAGCAUUUUGGUGAAAGGAAUAAGUCAAAGUGAAGAAUGUUAGACUGCUCACAGACUGGUUUUCAUUAAGCAGUCUAAAAAGGUGUAUGAGCAGAGUGCAUGUGAGAACCAGGAGGGGGCCUUGUGAACCUCUGGGAAAGGGGUCCUGGCAGAGAGGCGGACUAAAAGCUGAGGUGGGAAUGAGCAGGUCAGACAGGCCAGGCCCCUGAGCCUGUCAUAGAACAAGAGGCUUCUUGCUGAAACUCCAGCAUUUCGGCAUUCAGAGACAAAGUGAUGCACUGGGCACUAAGCCUCUCUGCUCUCUGCUUUGUAGAGUUAGGCAUAAGGUAGCUGUCCCUGUUGGAAUCGAUCCUCGGUGCUUAUCCCUGUACUCUCAGGGCCUCAAAGAUGGGAACCUCCUCCCCCAGAUUGCAUCGCCAUAGAACCCUGGAGAGCAGCUGUGUGCCCACAGUGCCUGCCCGCUGGAUACUGACUCCAUUGUAUGCUGCCUCUGACAGCUGGAGCUGGGACUCUCAGAGCCCUCCAGUUGGAAUGAAACAUUUUAGUGGCCUUUG